This is a messenger RNA of Hordeum vulgare subsp. vulgare (domesticated barley), 1380 nucleotides long. RefSeq names its product polygalacturonase-like. Gene Ontology annotation, biological process: fruit dehiscence; anther dehiscence; pectin catabolic process. NCBI's taxonomy places the organism in Eukaryota, Viridiplantae, Streptophyta, Magnoliopsida, Poales, Poaceae. The transcript has a single exon. Gene Ontology annotation, molecular function: polygalacturonase activity. The record is from RefSeq and is a predicted model, not a curated record. The coding region runs from base 94 to 1341 and encodes 415 amino acids.
UCUUCUGCCAUCAAACCACAUCCCUGCACCUUCAUCUAUCGAUCCACUCAUCCAGCACCUACACUUCGAUUCCUUUGAGAUCUCUCUCCCACAAUGCUGACGAGGUCCUUCUUUGCUCCCCUGCUCGUGCUGCUCUUGCUCUCGGUGUCCAAUGCCAACUCAGUCCAAGACACCGGCUGCUCCCUCAAGAGCUCCACCCAGAAGAUUGUAUUCGUCCUCGACAACUACGGCGCCCGUGGUGACGGGAAGCACGACGACACGCAGGCGCUGGCCAGGGCGUGGAACGCGGCGUGUUCCUCGUCCCGGCCGGCCGUGCUGCUUGUCCCCAAGGGCAAGACCUACCUGCUCAAGGCCAUCACGCUCUCUGGCCCCUGCAAAUCCAACAUCGUCUUCAAGGUGAAGGGCUCGCUCAUCGCUCCUUCGAGCAUGUCAGCGUGGAGCGAGAAUGAUAGGAGGCGCUGGAUCUUCCUCCAGCGCGUCACCGGCCUAACCGUCAAUGGCGGCGGGACCAUCAAUGGCAACGGCGAGAUGUGGUGGAAGAACUCGUGCAAGACCAACAAGGUUCUCCCGUGCAAGGAGGCUCCCACGGCCUUGUCAUUCCACCUCUGCAAUAGUCUGAAGGUGGACAACCUCAAAAUUGUAAACAGCCAACAAAUGCAUGUGUCGGUUCAGGACUGCAGCAACGUGCACCUGGCUCGGCUCACCAUCACCGCGCCUGGCACGAGCCCAAACACCGACGGCAUCCACAUCACCCAUAGCAAAUAUGUGCAGGUCAGGGACUGUCUCAUCAGGACCGGUGAUGACUGCGUGUCCAUCGAGAAUGGAACUCACAACCUUCAUGUCACAAGAGUUGUGUGUGGCCCGGGACAUGGCAUCAGCAUUGGAAGCUUAGGAGACCAUGAGUCCAGAGCAGAGGUAUCCCGUAUUUACAUCGACACCGUACGAUUGUAUGGCACGACCAACGGAGCCCGGAUCAAGACAUGGCAGGGAGGGAGCGGAUACGCCAAGGACAUCGUAUUCCAGAACAUGAUCAUGGAUAACGUCCAAAACCCGAUUAUCAUCGACCAAAACUACUGUGACUCCGCCAAGCCGUGUACUAAGAACCAGAAAUCGGCGGUCGAGGUGCGGAAUGUGGUGUUCAAAAACAUUAGAGGGACUACCAUUUCUAGGGAUGCCAUCAAUCUUAGCUGUAGCAAGGAUCUCCCGUGUUCUGGCAUUGCCUUAGAGAACAUCGACCUUAAUUUGGAGGGUGGCAAGGGUGGCACAGAGAGUACCUGCCAGAACGCAAGAUGGAAAAAGUUUGGAAAUGUUGUUCCACUACCAUGCAAAGGAAAAAAGUAAGCUGUAGUGGAAACGGGCCAGUUUAGCAUGCAUGUAUAA